Messenger RNA from Trichoderma atroviride IMI 206040, 1365 nucleotides. The record is from RefSeq and is a predicted model, not a curated record. Lineage: Eukaryota; Fungi; Ascomycota; Sordariomycetes; Hypocreales; Hypocreaceae.
AUGUAUAAUCAUGACGGCACAAUCGAAUUCUGCAGCCGAAGAGAUACACAAGUUAAAAUCCGAGGCUUACGGGUGGAACUCAGCGAGGUUGAGUAUCGCAUCCGUGAGGAACUGGAAGAUGUUUGUCAAGUCGCUGUAGACAUGCUCGCGACUGAUAGAGGCUCUACUUUAGUCUCUUAUAUUUGCUUUAGUGAUGAAACUCGAAGCUUGCCGGCCAUAUCAGACACCAGCAUAGAUGAACUGUUUACGUCUCCAACAGCUGAAAUCCAGGCUUUGCUCGCUGCUAUGGUAGGCCAGCUCAAGACGUUGUUGCCUAAUUACAUGAUACCCUCUGUAUUUCUCAUUUGCAAAUACAUGCCGUCUAUAACUUCUACAAAACUGGAUAGAAAGACACUUCGCAAGAUGACGUCUCUUCUGAGCAAUGAUCAACUAUCGGCAUUUUCAUCGAUUGACGAUGAGAAGAGGGCCCCGGAAACAGAAGUUGAACGCCGGUUUCAGAGUAUCUGGGCAUCAAUUCUGAACAUUUCGGCUGUCUCAAUAGGAAGAGACGAUCACUUCUUACAGAUUGGCGGUGAUUCCAUCUCAGCUAUACAUUUAGUAUCUAAAGCACGAGCUGAGGGUCUUGAGAUAUGUGUGAAAGAUAUUUUUGAUGAUUCUAGACUGCUUGCAGUUGCUUCAAAAGCCAUUCUUAGCGCCGGUGGUAGGGAGAUGGAAGACGCCAUAUUGCCCUUUUCACUUCUACAAGAGGCCAUCCGAGACGCAGCCUUAAAAACCGCAUCAGAGCUAUGUCAUGUCCCCGUGAGCGCUAUUGAAGAUGCAUUCCCAUGCACAUCUUUGCAAGAAGGCUUAAUGGCAUUGUCUGCUAAGCAGCCUGGCUCUUAUGUCGCCAAAUACGUCUAUAAAUUAGCCAACCACGUUGAUGUUCCACGCUUCAAAGAAGCCUGGUGUAAGACAGUCGAAUUAUGCGGAUUGUUACGAACCAGGAUUAUACCUAUGAAGGAUUCUGCUCUCCAGGUGAUUGUCAAGCACUUGGUCAAGUGGGAAGAAACAACAAACGAAACUCUCUCCUCUCUUGUUCAUUCACCUAGAGCCCUCGAGAUGACCUAUGGCGCUCCUCUUUGCUGGUACGCAUUGCAUUGUGAAGCUGAAGCCAAUUAUUUUGUGUGGUCAGCACAUCACGCCAUAUACGAUGGAUGGACAAUACAGGUCAUUUUGAAGGCUCUCGAAACCAUCUACCGAAAAGUUGACGUGCCUCGUUUGCGGCCAUACAAUGCAUUCAUUCGGUAUAACUUGGCACUUGAUCAUAGCGCUGCCGCUAGUUUUUGGAGCACAGAGCUGUGUGGUUCUAAACGCGCCGCAUUUCCA